CCUCGCUCUGAACGUCUGUCAACAACAACAGCGACAACAUCACUUGCAUGAUUCUUGAUGACAUCACAGAUUCCACACGUAUCCAAGUGCCUCUAGACUGGUAAAACAUCAAGGCAUAGGCGCACUCUUCAGAAGUCUACCUCCAGUUUUUCUUGGUUUGGUAACUUGGGCUCUUUUUUUCGGGAGUCGGGAGUGUUUUUUUUUCUGCCAGGACGCUGGUUCUUGUCUAGUCCAGUGGCUACCCUAUCAAGGCUAACCUUCCACGAACUGGAAUACAGUGCAUUUUUACUCAUAAUUUCACCCACUGGUCAAGCUCCAUCGUCGGCAGCUCCCGGUUCUCUUCUCUGGCGGGAGGUUAGCAGAAGGCAUAGGGUUGUGGAGGUAUGACUGCGUUGGCUGGGGCAAUACCAAGGAUGAUGCGCCCCAUGCUGGCGCAGAACUACCCCCACAGUGGCUUCCCACUGGAAGUCUCUACCCCGUUAGGCCAAGGCAGAAUGAACCAGCUCGGGGGAGUUUUCAUAAAUGGCAGACCUUUGCCCAACCAUAUCCGCCAUAAGAUCGUCGAAAUGGCCCACCAUGGCAUCAGGCCAUGCGUAAUCUCCCGUCAGCUCCGCGUCUCUCACGGUUGCGUUUCUAAAAUCCUCUGCCGGUACCAGGAGACCGGCUCUAUUCGGCCCGGGGCCAUCGGGGGAAGCAAACCCAAGCAGGGGACGACGCCUGAUGUUGAGAAGAGAAUAGAGGAGUACAAGCGGGACAACCCGGGUAUGUUUAGCUGGGAGAUUCGGGAUAAAUUACUGAUGGAUGGGAUAUGUGACCGGAACACCGUUCCAUCAGUGAGCUCUAUCAGUCGCAUCAUGAGGAGUAAAUUCGGAGGGAAGGGAGAUGACGAUGAUGAUGAAGAUGAAAUCGAGAAAAAGGAAUUAGAAGAACACGAACGGCGGGCCAAACACAGCAUCGAGGGCAUCUUAGGAGACCGAUCGAGCCACUCAGAUGAGGGGUCGGACGUGGAGUCUGAACCAGACCUGCCUCUGAAGAGGAAGCAGCGCCGCAGUAGAACCACCUUCACUGCCGAACAGCUGGAUGAGCUGGAGAGAGCCUUUGAACGAACACACUACCCUGACAUCUACACCAGGGAAGAGCUGGCUCAGAGGGCCAAACUCACAGAGGCCAGAGUUCAGGUGUGGUUCAGUAACAGAAGAGCUCGGUGGAGGAAGCAGGCUGGAGCUAGUCAGCUCAUGGCCUUCAAUCACCUGAUCCCUGGGGGCUUCCCGCCCUCUGCCAUGUCCAGUCUCUCACCUUAUCAGCUGUCUGACAGCCCGUAUCCCCCUACAUCCAUAUCACAAGUGGUGUCGGAGCAGGCCAGCACGCUGCACCGGCCCCAGCCCCUGCCCCCGUCCUCAGGCCACCACCAGAGCUCAGGAGGGGGAGGACAGGAUGGGGGGUCUGCCUACUGCCUGGCCUCUGGACGCCACAGCUUCUCAGGCUACUCCGACAGCUUUGUCACGUCAGGAGGCCCUCCCAUGAACUCUGCCAUCAGCAAUGGCCUCUCUUCACAGGUGAUGGGUCUGUUGAACCCAGGUGGGGUGCCCCACCAGCCCCAGAGUGACUAUGCCCUCUCCCCCCUGACAGGAGGCCUGGAGCCCCCUGGGGGCAUGGGGGCCAGCUGCUCCCAGCGUCUGGAGCACAUCAAGGGUCUGGAGGGCCUGUCCAGUGUCCCCAACAUCCCCAGUCUCCCCUCGCUGCCCAACUCCCAGUCCUACUGCCCGUCCUCCUACAGCGCUCCUGCCUACAGCGUGGACCCUGUGGCCUCCUACCAGUAUGGGCAGUACCACGGACAAAGUAAGGUGCCCUUCAUUAUCUGAGACCUGAGAUCACCUGAGGAUCUGCCCCUCUAAGUGACCCCCCACCACCUCCACCUCUGACCCAACCCAGUCUCCAUCUCUGACCCAACCCAGUCUCCACCUCUGACCCAACCCAGUCUCCACCUCUGACCCAACCCAGUCUCCACCUCUGGCCCAACCCAGUCUCCACCUCUGACCCAACCCAGUCUCCACCUCUGGCCCAACCCAGUCUCCACCUCUGACCCAGCCCAGUCUCCACCUCUGACCCAGCCCAGUCUCCACCUCUGACCCAACCCAGUCUCCACCUCUGGCCCAACCCAGUCUCCACCUCUGACCCAGCCCAGUCUCCACCUCUGACCCAACCCAGUCUCCACAUCUGGCCCAGCCCAGUCUCCACCUCUGGCCCAGCCCAGUCUCCACCUUUGGCCCAACCCAGUCUCCACCUCUGACCCAGCCCAGUCUCCACCUCUGGCCCAACCCAGUCUCCACCUCUGACCCAGCCCAGUCUCCACCUCUGACCCAACCCAGUCUCCACAUCUGGCCCAGCCCAGUCUCCACCUCUGGCCCAGCCCAGUCUCCACCUUUGGCCCAACCCAGUCUCCACCUCUGACCCAGCCCAGUCUCCACCUCUGACCCAGCCCAGUCUCCACCUCUGGCCCAGCCCAGUCUCCAUCUCCGGCCCAGCCCAGUCUCCACCUCUGACCCAGCCCAGUCUCCAUCUCUGACCCAGCCCAGUCUCCAUCUCCGGCCCAGCCCAGUCUCCACCUCUGACCCAGCCCAGUCUCCACUUCUGACCCAGCCCAGUCUCCACCUCUGGCCCAGCCCAGUCUCCACCUCUGACCCAGCUCAGUCUCCACCUCUGACCCAGCCCAGUCUCCAUCUCCGGCCCAGCCCAGUCUCCACCUCUGACCCAGCCCAGUCUCCACCUCUGGCCCAGCCCAGUCUCCACCUCUGACCCAGCCCAGUCUCCACCUCUGACCCAGCCCAGUCUCCAUCUCUGACCCAACCCAGUCUCCACCUCUGACCCAACCCAGUCUCCACCUCUGACCCAACCCAGUCUCCACCUCUGGCCCAACCCAGUCUCCACCUCUGACCCAACCCAGUCUCCACCUCUGGCCCAACCCAGUCUCCACCUCUGACCCAGCCCAGUCUCCACCUCUGACCCAGCCCAGUCUCCACCUCUGACCCAACCCAGUCUCCACCUCUGGCCCAACCCAGUCUCCACCUCUGACCCAGCCCAGUCUCCACCUCUGACCCAACCCAGUCUCCACAUCUGGCCCAGCCCAGUCUCCACCUCUGGCCCAGCCCAGUCUCCACCUUUGGCCCAACCCAGUCUCCACCUCUGACCCAGCCCAGUCUCCACCUCUGGCCCAACCCAGUCUCCACCUCUGACCCAGCCCAGUCUCCACCUCUGACCCAACCCAGUCUCCACAUCUGGCCCAGCCCAGUCUCCACCUCUGGCCCAGCCCAGUCUCCACCUUUGGCCCAACCCAGUCUCCACCUCUGACCCAGCCCAGUCUCCACCUCUGGCCCAGCCAAGUCUCCACCUCUGGCCCAGCCCAGUCUCCAUCUCCGGCCCAGCCCAGUCUCCACCUCUGACCCAGCCCAGUCUCCAUCUCUGACCCAGCCCAGUCUCCAUCUCCGGCCCAGCCCAGUCUCCACCUCUGACCCAGCCCAGUCUCCACUUCUGACCCAGCCCAGUCUCCACCUCUGGCCCAGCCCAGUCUCCACCUCUGACCCAGCUCAGUCUCCACCUCUGACCCAGCCCAGUCUCCAUCUCCGGCCCAGCCCAGUCUCCACCUCUGACCCAGCCCAGUCUCCACCUCUGGCCCAGCCCAGUCUCCACCUCUGACCCAGCCCAGUCUCCACCUCUGACCCAGCCCAGUCUCCAUCUCCGGCCCAGCCCAGUCUCCACCUCUGACCCAGCCCAGUCUCCAUCUCCGGCCCAGCCCAGUCUCCACCUCUGACCCAGCCCAGUCUCCACCUCUGACCCAGCCCAGUCUCCACCGCUGACCUAGCCCAGUCUCCACCUCUGGCCCAGCCCAGUCUCCACCUCUGACCCAGCCCAGUCUCCACCUCUGACCCAGCCCAGUCUCCAUCUCCGGCCCAGCCCAGUCUCCACCUCUGGCCCAGCCCAGUCUCCACCUCUGACCCAGCCCAGUCUCCACCUCUGACCCAGCCCAGUCUCCAUCUCCGGCCCAGCCCAGUCUCCACCUCUGGCCCAGCCCAGUCUCCACCUCUGACCCAGCCCAGUCUCCACCUCUGACCCAGCCCAGUCUCCACCUCUGACCCAGCCCAGUCUCCAUCUCCGGCCCAGUCCAGUCUCGGUUGAGAGACGUGUGUACUGCAUAUGUUGAGACUGAUGGGGCUCUUUAUGUAAUCUAUUCCCUCAACAGUGAUCUGUUCCUUCACUCUUGAUGAAAAUAAUGGAAGAGAGAUUAUAGAUAAAAUGACAUUGAUAGAGAGGAAUUUAAGGCCAAAACAAAGAAACACAUGAACUUCGAUUCAUGUCUGUUGAUGAAUGACAGAGAUGCCACUAGGUACAUUCCCUUGCCUGUGAUGUGGUCUACCCCACAUUGGGUGCCAACUUUGACCAGGAGGACCGUGGAGGACUAGUCCACAUAGACCCACAGCACAGCCCAGGAGCAGAGGCCUGGUUGGGGUAAAAAAAUCCUCAAGUCAGGUCUGUGGAAGAGCACAGCCAGACUGUAUAGUAACAGACUUACUAGCGGCCUUAAAGCUGUGAGUCUGUUGACAUGUUUGCCGUAGGGCCAAAUGAAUACAGAUUCAUUCUAUUUAUCUCUGAAUGAAAGCUACUUGAUGGAAAAAAUAACAGGCUUUUCUUGUGGAUUUAUUUGACGUUGCAUUUAUUUGAUAUGUUUUGUCCCAGAUGAUUCCUUCCCACACAGAGUGGAAUGAACACAAUAUUCCAACCAUAGAUUGAGGAACAAACAAACAAACAAACAAACUUGUAAAAAAGACAUAUGCCAUUCAAAGAGGAAGCUUUGACAUAUCAUCAUAAACAGACCUGUAAUGUAUACUACAGCUGUUCCCUUCCCUUCAUUAUGUUAAAUGCUCAGUGUUUUUUAACAAUCCGUUGAACGCUCACUGUGUUCUGUUGAUAACUAUGAUCUCUUGUAGCUUUAGAGGGAUUCCUAGGGGUCAGGGGUGACUUCUGGGAAAGUCCCAGGUGAAGGAGGAGGAGGAGGAGGGAAGGGGGACUCAGGGGUUCUGAUGGGCGACAGGGAUGAUCCUUCCAGGGGUGCAGUUCCCCCUCAUAGAGGCCUGUUAGGUCACGAGACUCACGACCAAGAGACACAUGAGAAACCAGGACCACCUCACCACAGACCAACCCAGCUGACCAGAAGUGCAAUAUCACGUACCUCAGAGUCGACGACGCCAUCAAACAGAUGAAUCAAAUUUAGAUCUUGUGUCUUAAGAACAUUCUGUAUAAACAUUUGAAUCACGUUUGAGUAUGUCCCUAUGGAGGCGUCCAGGUCCAAAACAAAGAAGCAACAGCAACAACAACCACCAACAUCGUCAGUACGGCUAUAAUAGCAAAGCCACAGGGAAAGGUGGGACGCACAUUGUGAACCAUUGAAGUCAUUCCAAGUCCAUGUGGAGCAGAUUGAUUCAAGGGAAAAAGAAGUCAACAAAAAAACUUAUGAAGAAUUACAAAGCCAAAUCAUUUGUUGUUUUUUUGGUCUUUUGUCUUUUGGUUUUUCUUGUUGCAAAAACAGAAAGAUCAAUAGUGUGGUGUUUACGUCAUUUCCUUAUUUAUUCUCUCUAAAGUAUCUAAGCAAUUCUGCAACAUUAUUCUUAAACUUUCUUCAAUGUUUUAGUCAAGUUACUACAUCACAUAUCUUAUAGGAACACCGUGUCCGUCUGUUCACUAAAUGGUAGCUGAAUGUCUCAACAGAUCCAAACUUUGCUACAAGCACUCAGCGGUCAAUUGUACAUUUGUCUGUAACAGAAAGAAAAGUGUUUUUUCUUUCCAAUGGGUUCCUUCAUUUCUAUAUGUUUUUCUGUAUUUUUUGACAGAAUGACAUAAUGUCUUGUGUACAAGCACAGUAUUAUUACUAUUUAUAAUAAAACAGUUUAA
Messenger RNA from Oncorhynchus nerka (sockeye salmon), 5943 nucleotides. Its product is annotated as paired box protein Pax-3-like. Lineage: Eukaryota; Metazoa; Chordata; Actinopteri; Salmoniformes; Salmonidae. Bases 384 to 1862 code for a protein of 492 amino acids. Gene Ontology annotation, biological process: anatomical structure development; regulation of transcription by RNA polymerase II. The record is from RefSeq and is a predicted model, not a curated record. The transcript has 9 exons. Gene Ontology annotation, molecular function: RNA polymerase II cis-regulatory region sequence-specific DNA binding; DNA-binding transcription factor activity, RNA polymerase II-specific.